Molecule: messenger RNA, 1273 nt
Organism: Doryrhamphus excisus (bluestripe pipefish)
Lineage: Eukaryota; Metazoa; Chordata; Actinopteri; Syngnathiformes; Syngnathidae
Gene: ubtd2
Product: ubiquitin domain containing 2
Molecular function (GO): protein binding
Source: RefSeq, a predicted model, not a curated record
GGGACGGGGACGGGGACGGGAGCGGGGAUAGCUAGCUCAUGUAGCCCUUGGCCGCGUACCGGUGGGUGGGCGAGCUACCCUGCUCGGGCUGCUGCGCCGAACUAUCCAUGGGUGGCUGUGUGGGGAGCCACCAUGACUCCUCGGGCAGUUUGAACGAGAACUCUGACGGAACCGGAGUGACACUUGGGCGGAACCAGCCUUUAAAGAGGGAGCGUCCCAAAUGGAAGAGCGACUAUCCAAUGACCGAGGGCCAGCUGCGCAGCAAGAGGGAUGAGUUCUGGGACACUGCGCCAGCCUUUGAGGGCCGCAAGGAGAUCUGGGAUGCGUUGCAUGCAGCCGCCAGCGCCUUCGAGAGCCACGACCAUCAGCUGGCCCAGGCAAUCCUGGACGGCGCCAGCAUCACUCUGCCGCACGGAGCUCUAACGGAAUGUUACGACGAGCUGGGGAACCGCUACCAACUGCCCGUCUACUGCCUGUCCCCGCCAGUCAACAUGAUCGAGGAGCGCUGGGACGAACCCGAUGGUUCUGACGCGGACUCUGGCACCGCAGACGCCUCUGCGGGCGGCGACCCUGGCUCCGCUGGGGAGUGCCAGCUGCGGCUGCGCCUCUCCACGGGUCGGGAUCUCCGGCUUCCGGUGCGUUCUGUAGAUACGGUGGGCAUGAUGAAACGGCGUCUCCAAAGCCAGGAGGGCGUGCCCGCCACCGCUCAGCGCUGGUUCUUCUCAGGUCGGCCGCUGACGGACAGACUGCGUUUAGACCAGCUCAACAUCUCGCGAGACUACGUGGUGCAGGUCAUCCUCAGCCAGCCGCCGCAGCCACCACUGCCUUCAACGCCGGCGCACACGGCUGAGACAUUUGGCUCUGGCCAGGAAGAGGAGCUGCAGCAGGAACCCAUGCCUGUGGAGAAUUAGCUCCGCCCAGUCGGUCAGUAUUUCGGUGGAACUCUGAAGAAAAAAAAACUAUUUGCUCUUGAAAGGUUUCUAUGGAAACCAAACAGAACCUUUGUCACUGGCAACGUGGACUCUUUAUGAGGCGUGUAGUAGCUCAUCGUGCUAACGUGGCAAGACUGAUGCAGCUGGAUUAGAUGCUUUAUAUCCCGCUACAAUCACUCUAUCAUGGUUGAGAGUGUGUUUGUGUGCGUAUGUGUGUUCUGGUACAUGAUGAAGACACAUCGUCAUCCUCCAUUACCUUCAGCAACAGGAGGAUACAGCUGCAUAUUUUGAUUGAAAAUGAAAUCUUUUUUAAUUAAAAUGAAUCUUUGUUUCUAAUUUUG